Desarmillaria tabescens is the source of this 1269-nucleotide messenger RNA. Its product is annotated as N2227-like protein-domain-containing protein. The record is from RefSeq and is a predicted model, not a curated record. Lineage: Eukaryota; Fungi; Basidiomycota; Agaricomycetes; Agaricales; Physalacriaceae. The coding region runs from base 37 to 1179 and encodes 380 amino acids. Gene Ontology annotation, molecular function: S-adenosylmethionine-dependent methyltransferase activity. The transcript has 2 exons.
GCUGGGUCCGUUCACUGCCACAGGUAAGGCGCAUAUAUGGCCUUCGACAUCUUGCUCGCUGUAUUCCUUCCUUUGCUCAUUCUCUUCCUCGUCUUCAGAGUAUACCCAACAUUGGCGUGGUCCGACGUUUUCUUCCUUUUCUCAGCGGCGCGUACGGAGGCUGGCAUAUUCUCGCCUCAACAUGCAUUUCACUCGUUCAAACGGUACCGUCAGCUCUCUGUGCACGAGCUUUCUCGCGCUCGUGCGGCCUACGUGACACUUGGAAGGAAACACAAACGGAUUGGCUAUGAUAUUGGAUACCCAGCCAAGCUGAAUACCUUUGAAAAAACCAUAGAAUCGAACGCCAGAAUUACAGACGCCAUUGCCCGACUUGCAGCCGUCGAGUACGACUUGGAUGAAUGGCCAGCGCACAACGUCAGCGUGGGAUCGGGAGAUUUGUCGAGGGUACGCGAAUCGCUUCGGCAUUUCGUGCGGGAUUGGAGUACCGAAGGAGCUGCAGAACGGGAAAAGAUUUUCACGCCUAUUCUCGACGUGCUCGGUGCCCUCGCACAAGGUGAACGUGCCGGGCGUCGAGUCCUUAUCCCUGGGUCGGGACUGGGUCGGCUUGCCUGGGAAGUGUCGCAACAGGGCUUUGACACGGCUGCCGUCGAAAUAUCGUCUUUCAUGAGCUUUGCGUUCAAGUUCUUGCUUUCACCACAGGCUACGUCGUCGCUCAAUCAGCACAGAGUCUAUCCCUAUGCCCAUUGGUUUUCGCACCAAAGGUCGAACGACUCGCUAUUCCGAGCAGUCGAGUUCCCCGACGUCCUACCCAGGCUUGAUGGAAAUCUGCGUCUGCUUCAAGAUGACUUUCUUGAGCUGCCAAAGGACCAGAAAUACGAUUAUAUCAUUACCCUUUUCUUCAUCGACACGUCUUCCAAUGUUAUUGCGACUUUGGAGCAAAUUCAUACGCUGCUGCAUCCCGACGGCGUCUGGAUCAACCUAGGGCCCCUCUUAUGGUCUUCAGGUGGCGCCGCCAAGUUGGAAUUAAGUCUAGAGGAGCUACUGCACGCGGCCAGAGAGAUCGGUUUCACUUUCCCGCGAGACCACCCGGAAACCGUUGACUGCGAAUAUACCAGCGACCAGAAUGCCAUGAUGCAGUGGAUAUACAAAGCGCAGUUCUGGACCGCCAGAAAGAAAUGACAAAAUUGAAGGACGCGCAGCUUUGUAUUCCGUCACAUGAUGGCGAUUACUAGUAUUUUCUGACAUUGAGCCUUUAUUGGGGUCAGCCGC